UAAGUUAAGUUGGUACUAUAGAGUUUAGAGAAAAGUGUCACAAAAAGGUCGUUCAAUGUCUCUUGUUAUGUUGUGUUCAAUAAAGACUAAUUAACGAAUUGUGUAUAGUCAAUGGUCCGGUCACACCUCGUGUAAAGACACAACAUAAAUUGGCGACGAGAUAAAAAGGAACAAAGCGAAAAUCCGUGAAAAAUCGAAGUCGUAACCUCCAAACCCGGAAGUGAGUCUUGUCAGCCAUUUUCCAUCAGUCCAGUCGGAAGUUAGUUGCAGUCGAAUGUCAUUGUAAAAACCAUAGAAAACAACAAUCAACAAAAUGUCACUUAUUGGUACGAUCGAACCCAUCGACUUAGAAAAAACGGAAAUCGAAAGCUACCUGGAGAGAAUGGAUCACCUGUUUAAGUGCAAUCAAGUCGAAGGUAAUCAUGAAGUCGAUUUAUUUGUCACCCUGGUUGGAAGUGAAGCAUACAGAGUGAUGAAAAACGCUGUCAAACCGAACAAAGUUGCUAGUCAGUCGUACGAGGAAUUAAAGGCAAUAUUAAAGCAGCGAAUGGCUCCAGUGAAGUCAGUCACGUUCGAAAGUCACCUGUUUUAUAAAAUUAGUCAAGAUCGUGCACUGAGAGAUAAGUUUAUAAGUGGUAUGUCAAAUAAGAAGAUACAAAACCGUCUACUGUCUGAGAAGGAUUUGUCGUUUUCCAAGCUGUGCGAGUUGGCUUUAGCACAAGAAUUAAUACAGUCAGAGAGCCUUGAGUUACAGCAAGAUGGUAAAGUAAAUAAGUUGUAUAGAGGAAACUCGUCCAAACAAGUGAGUCAAAGAAGGAAGGAUGUCAGUCAAAGUCAAGUACGUGGUCAAAUGUCAGUGUCGUGUAGUCCGAAGUCCAGUCGGAGCUUAGCAUCGUCCAGUCAAAAGUCGAAUAAAAACUCUACGUCUACGUCUGUUAGUCAAAGGUCAAGUCGAGGCCAGUCCUGUCUUAGAUGUGGAAGGUUCCAUAAUCCAGACACGUGCCCAGCCAAAGAGUGGGAGUGCUUUUUAUGUCAUCGUCAAGGCCAUACGUCCAGAGUCUGUAGGAAUAAACAGAAGAAAGUCCAUUUACUAGUCGAUCAAGAGGAUGUCACGGAGGAAGCAAAAGAAGAGUCGACCGAUGAAGAAUUCGUGGGAUUCUGCAAGAACAUUCAGGUGUCAAGUAAGUCUAAUCCAGCUAUUUUGAAAGUUAAUGUUGAAAAACGCAUAAUAGACAUGGAAGUUGAUACAGGCGCAAGCGUAAGUUUAAUUUCUGUUGAUACUCGUAACAAAUAUUUUAAAGAUAUACCAAUUUGUAAAAGUAGGUUAAAAAUUAAAACCGUACAAGGAGAUCAGUUACAAAUUGUAGGUGAAAUGAUGGUAAAGGUUAAAUGUAUUGAGUCCGAUGUCAAGUAUGAAUUGCCGUUAGUCGUUGUCUUGUCUAAAAUCGAGUUUAUACCACUACUGGGUAGGAAUUGGCUAAAUAUGUUAUUACCUAGGUGGCGUGAAAGUUUGCAUUGUAAUGUCAUUGAGGUAGAUAUUUCAAAAAUUGUGUCUGAAUUUAAAGACAAGUACAGAAAUGUCUUUAGUAACGAUAAAGCAAAAUGCAUCAAAAAUUUUAAAUGUAAUAUUGUGUUAAAAGAAAAUGUUACCCCUGUAUUCCACAAACCGUAUACCGUCCCUUACUCUAUUAAAGAAGAAGUGGAAAAGGAACUUGAAGAAAUGGUAGUAAAUGGAAUAUUGGAAAAGGUUGAAUACAGCGAGUGGGCGAGUCCAAUAGUCGUAGUGCCCAAAAAGUCAUCGAAGUCCUUAAGAAUCUGUGUUGAUUUUAAGGUAACUCUUAAUCCAUUAAUCAAGGUUAAUCAUUACCCAUUACCGAGGGUAGAAGAUAUUUUUAACCAAGUUGCUAAGGGGAAAUUCUUCACUGUUCUUGAUUUGAGUAAUGCUUAUCAACAGUUAGAGAUGAGCCCUGAAUCCAAACAUUUGUUAACGAUUAACACACACAAAGGUCUUUAUCAGUAUAAUAGAUUACCUUACGGCGUAGCUUGUGCACCAGCACAAUUUCAAGCAAUUAUGGAUCAGAUACUUCAGGGAAUUAAAAAUGUUGGCUGUUAUUUAGAUGAUGUCAUUAUCGUGGGUCAGUCGCUUGAAGACUGCUUCAGGAAUGUUGAAAUUGUUCUGUCUAGAUUAGAUAAGUUUAAUGUCAAGGUGAAUUUCCAAAAAUGUAAGUUUUUCGUCCAAACGGUGGAAUUUUUGGGUCACGAGUUGUCGGAAAUAGGAAUCAAACCUAUGAAGAGUAAAAUGGAGGCUAUCGAAAGAGCACCCGAACCCAAAAACCUGCAACAGUUACGCUCGUAUUUAGGUCUGCUGAACUAUUAUAACAAAUAUUUACCUAUGUUGUCUUCAGAAUUACAUCCGUUGUAUAGGUUAGAGCAAAAAGAUGUCCCAUUCGAAUGGUCCAGUAAAUGUCGACAAGCCUUUGAGAAGAGCAAGCAGUUAUUGCUAAACAGUAAAGCUUUAAUUGCAUACUCACUUGAUUUACCUUUAGUUAUGGCUGCCGAUGCGUCCCAAUACGGAGUUGGCGGUGUGCUUAGUCACAUAGUGAACGGCGAGGAAAGACCAAUUAUGUUUGUAUCUGGCACAAUGACGGAAACUCAGCGUAGAUACUCACAGCUUGAGCGAGAAGCACUGGCAAUCAUAUUUUCAAUUAAGAAGUUUCAUAAAUUUAUCUACAAUAGGCCUUUUACGCUGAUCACCGAUCACUUACCGUUGAAAACAAUCCUGGGAGCGAAAAAUAAAAUACCUACUCUGUCUGCUGCGAGAUUACAACGAUGGGCGUUGAUCCUACAAGCUUACCAGUAUGAAAUCAAAUACCGGAAAGGACAAGAUAUGGCAAACGCUGAUGCCAUGUCACGACUUCCACUUGAAGAAUCGACGGAAGAAAAAGCGUAUUCUUUUUCUGAUUAUUAUGUGCUACCGUUGACAGCACUUGAGAUAGUAGAAUGCACCAAGCAAGACCAAACACUUUCUAAAGUGAUAGAAUAUACACAAAAAGGUUGGCCCAACAAGAUUAACGAAAGUAAUCUGAAACCAUAUUACAUCCGAAGAAGUGAAUUAACAGUUGAAAAUAAUUGUUUACUCUGGGGGAAUAGAGUUGUCAUUCCAUUCCAACUGCGGGAUUCAGUCUUGAAAUUGCUACACGAUAAGCAUAUAGGGAUAGUUCGAGCAAAAAUGUUAGCACGUGGUGAAGUUUGGUGGCCUAAUCUAAAUCAAGAUCUGGAGAAUUGUAUUAACUCUUGCGAAAAUUGUCAAUCCUUACAACCCAAAGCAGUUCCAGUACCGUAUACACCAUGGUCAAAAACCAAGCGAGUUUGGGAGAGAAUACACAUUGACUUCUUGGAAAAAUUUGACAAGAAAUUCUUGAUAGUAGUAGAUAGCUACAGUCGAUGGAUCGAGAUACAGAUAAUGCAUGGAACAAAUUCGUCUAAAACUAUUCAAGCGCUAAAACACAUAUUUGCUACGUUCGGAAUUCCAGAAGAGAUAGUAUCAGACAACGGACCUCCAUUUAAUGGGGAGGAAUACAAGAAGUUUGCACUUUCAAUAGGCACAAAAGUAUCCUUGACUCCACCAGUUCAUCCUUGCUCAAAUGGCAAAGCGGAAAAGUAUGUGGAUACCAUCAAGAGAGGCUUAUUGAAGCAAUUAAAGGAUAAUGAAAAACAGAAGAUUACCAUGACUUUACAGGAACAGAUCGAUGAAUACUUGUUUUCUUUUCGCAAUACACCCAACUCAGUCACAGGAGUUUGUCCGGCGAAUUUAGUAUUAAAACGCCAACCCAGAACAAAACUCUCCUUACUAAAACCAACAUUUUUAAGAGGGAAGAGAAGAGAAGAUAAAAUCGAUGGAAAAGUGAAAAUAUACCAGGAUAGUAAAAGAGGAAUAAUGAGAAGAUUCUAUGAAGGCCAAAAAGUACUUACCUUUGAUACUCGUGUCAACAGGUGGAUUCCUGGAAAAAUUGCAAAGGUCGUCAGUCCAGUUACAUAUUUAGUAAUGGUG
This is a messenger RNA of Photinus pyralis (common eastern firefly), 4051 nucleotides long. RefSeq lists its product as uncharacterized. The record is from RefSeq and is a predicted model, not a curated record. Gene Ontology annotation, biological process: DNA integration. Gene Ontology annotation, molecular function: nucleic acid binding. Lineage: Eukaryota; Metazoa; Arthropoda; Insecta; Coleoptera; Lampyridae.